CGGCUGCCGCGGCGGCGCUGUGGUCCGCCGGCCACUUCGCCGCCGGCGCCUGGGCGGCGGCGGCGCGUGUGCCCCGCAGCGGCGUCGGCGCCGCGCCGCGCUGGCGCGGCCCGCCCGCGCUGGCGGGCACGCGCGCGGGCCCCGAGAGCGAUGCCGCCGCGCUGCUGCGGCGGCGCGCGCAGGAGAGCAGGUACCCUCUGGUGGCCGACGAGGCGGUCAUGUCGCAGAAGGCGCACGGCACGAGCCCGAAGCCGGUGCAGGAGGAACUGAGGUGGAAGUGCGACCGCGGCACCGCAGACCGCAUAUGCUGCUUCAACCGGCACUACGCCGAGCGAUCAGGCUACUGGCGCUCCACGUCGUUCAUGGACGAGGUCGAUCGCGACGGCGAGACAACCUACUACGACUCGGUGACCGGCAAGGCGCUGUUUGUGGCGCCGCGCGGACGAUCUUUCGAGGAGUUCGUGCAGGAGUCAGACGCUCACGGGUGGCCGUCAUUCCGCGAUGAGGAGGUAGUGUGGAAGAACGUGCGUUGCUUGAGGGACGGCGAGUGCGUCUCUGUUGACGGGACGCACCUUGGGCACAACCUCCCGGACAGGAAGGGCAACCGCUACUGCAUCAAUCUCGUGUCCGUUGCGGGGCGGCCAGAGUGA
Molecule: messenger RNA, 650 nt
Organism: Prorocentrum cordatum
Lineage: Eukaryota; Dinophyceae; Prorocentrales; Prorocentraceae
Source: the annotation of a GenBank genome assembly